Molecule: messenger RNA, 1986 nt
Organism: Ustilaginoidea virens
Lineage: Eukaryota; Fungi; Ascomycota; Sordariomycetes; Hypocreales; Clavicipitaceae
Exons: 3
Coding region: 1-1986 (661 amino acids)
Biological process (GO): SRP-dependent cotranslational protein targeting to membrane
Cellular component (GO): signal recognition particle receptor complex; endoplasmic reticulum membrane
Molecular function (GO): signal recognition particle binding; GTP binding; GTPase activity
Source: RefSeq, a predicted model, not a curated record
AUGCUGGACACGUUCGAGAUCAUCACCACAUCUGGCGUCGUCCUCUGGUCCAGGACAUAUGCGCCUCUCAAAUCGCCCAUUAUUAACAGCUUCAUCGCCGACACGUUCAUCGAAGAGAAGAGCGGCCGCUCCGCGCUGAAAGACUCGCCAUCCGCCCCCUCCAAUCCCGUAUACAAGAGCGACCAGCACACCUUGAAAUGGACCGUUGUCAAGGAACUCGGCGUCAUCUUUGUGGCCGUCUACAGAUCUCUGCUGCACCUCUCUUGGGUCGAUAAGCUCGUCGACAACAUCAAGACCAUCUUUGUCAACCUGUACGGCGAGCAGCUCACCAAGCCGCACACCACCAUUGUCGAGUGCGCCGGUUUCGACAAGUACUUUGACCAGCAGUUGCAGGAGCUGGACGCCUCGAGCGCAAGCAGUCCCCCGCUGGCGCAACAUGCAGACCUCUCCGUCGACGAGAGCCCCCCGGCUCCUGGCUUAACCUACCGCGGCCGCCGCAGCCACAUCAACGGCGUUCAAGACGAAGGCACGUCAAAUGACUCAAGUCCUGUAGCUACGCCGAACACGUCCCGGCCGUCAACGCCGACCCCAAGCAACCUACUGGUGGCCAAGGCUGGCCCCGUGGCCAAGAUGUCUCGCCGCGCUCGCAAGUCAAGGAACAAUGUGUCUGCGUCGGCGCCGGCUUCGUCCGGAGACGAGUCUUCCACCAGACUCGCCAAAAAGGGCGCCAGGAAGGCGAACCGUACCUGGAACGACGACGGCACGGCAGGGGAAGACGAGCCCAACCUGCGUCUGGACUACUCGAACCAAACAGAGUCCGCCAGCGACGCGAAACCAGAGACUGGCCGAACCGGCGUGGUUCCCACGGCCGCAUGGGGAAGCACCACAAAGGGCAAGUUUGUCCUCAAGGAUCUCGGCGACGAAGUUCACGACAUGCUCGCCUCCGUCGAGGCCGACAAAGAAGCGGCGGCCGCCGCUGCCGCCGCCAAGGCAGGAACCAGGACCGGCAUUCUGGGCACGAGCGUCAACGUCAUCAGCGGCAUGUUCCGCAACGUCGUCGGCGGCAAGACGCUCACCAAGGAAGACCUCGAAGACGCAAUGAAGGGCAUGGAAGAGCACCUGCUGCGCAAAAACGUCGCACGCGAAGCCGCCGUCCGCCUCUGCCAAGGCGUCCAAAAGGAGCUCGUGGGCGUCAAGACGGGCUCCUUCGAAGGCAUCAAGUCGAGGAUCCAGUCCGCCAUGGAGUCGUCGCUCACCAAGAUGCUGACGCCCACCUCGUCGCUCGAUCUCCUGCGCGAAAUCGACUCCGUCACCUCGCCGGCCCCUACCUCCCUCCGCCGGCCCCGCCCCUACGUCAUCUCCAUUGUCGGCGUCAACGGGGUCGGCAAGUCGACCAACCUGUCCAAGAUAUGCUUUUUCCUCCUCCAGAACAGGUACAAGGUCCUCGUCGUCGCGGGCGACACCUUCCGCUCCGGCGCGGUGGAGCAACUGGCUGUCCACGUGCGCAACCUCAAGGAGUUGACCGCCCGGGAAGGCGGCCAGGUCGAGCUCUACCAGAAAGGCUACGGCAAGGACGCCGCCGCGGUGGCCAAGGACGCAGUCGCGCACGCUUCGCACCAAGCAUACGACGUUGUGCUCAUCGACACGGCGGGCCGGCGGCACAACGACCAGCGCCUCAUGUCAUCCCUGGACAAGUUUGCCAAGUUUGCUCAGCCAGACAAGAUUCUCAUGGUGGGAGAGGCCCUCGUUGGCACAGACUCGGUCGCCCAGGCGCGCAACUUCAACGCCGCAUUCGGCUCAGCCCGUUCCCUCGACGGCUUCAUCAUCUCCAAGUGCGACACCGUCGGAGACAUGGUCGGCACGCUGGUUAGUCUCGUCCACGCUACAAACGUGCCCGUCCUCUUUGUCGGGGUAGGCCAACACUACUCCGACCUGAGGAAUUUCAGCGUCAAAUGGGCCGUCGAGAAGCUCUUGAGUGCCAACUAA